This is a messenger RNA of Penicillium antarcticum, 300 nucleotides long. RefSeq lists its product as uncharacterized. The record is from RefSeq and is a predicted model, not a curated record. The coding region runs from base 1 to 300 and encodes 99 amino acids. NCBI's taxonomy places the organism in Eukaryota, Fungi, Ascomycota, Eurotiomycetes, Eurotiales, Aspergillaceae. The transcript is spliced from 2 exons.
AUGGCAGAAAACGCCCCCGGCCAAGCAUCUCCUGCUGGAAGUCGCAACCAACCUCAAAUCAAGAACUCAUCGAGCAACGUCAGCAACCUCGACAAAGAGCCAAGCAAUGGCACCGGCGCCACCAAGGACGAACUGAACUAUUACCGGGAAUUCCUGGAUGACAUGGUUACCGUCAUGCGUGAUGGCAACGGAGAGACGGUCCAACGCCUGGUGAAUCUCAUCCGCUCGGGCGUGUCAAAGGCCCAAAUCCACCAAGCUAUCCAGCAGCUCAAGAACGACAACGACCUCUUCCGCGCCUAG